Trypanosoma brucei brucei TREU927 is the source of this 8643-nucleotide messenger RNA. RefSeq lists its product as hypothetical. The record is from RefSeq and is a predicted model, not a curated record. The transcript has a single exon. NCBI's taxonomy places the organism in Eukaryota, Euglenozoa, Kinetoplastea, Trypanosomatida, Trypanosomatidae. Bases 1 to 8643 code for a protein of 2880 amino acids.
AUGUUGGUGACACCAAUCCUGCGACUUCCCACUAGGCGCAGCGUUGCCAUUACCCACGGAAUAGGCAACUCCUUAGCCGCAAUUGGGCUUAGGAAACUCAGCUCGGCUGCCAGUAACCGGAAGAGGGGUUCUAACAGCGAUAGUGACGGCGCCACUGCGCGGCGGGACGGCGGUCUCUUGCUUCUCCAGCUAAAGUGGCGGGCUAAGGAGUUGCUACUCGCUGAGUAUGAUAAAAAGGAAAGUCAGAAGAAGCCUCAGAUUCUUCAGGUGCAUGCAGAUGGUACUUUUGAUGUCGAAUGGCGCAACCAACUUCCGCACAAGGCGUCAUCUGCAGCCCGCCCAACGGAAGAGGAGAGAGUGACACUUCUGUGUCAACUGCUUGCUGUUACGGUAAAGGAGCGCUGUGGUCGGGGUGCACAAGACUGCUUCUUCGCCUCAUUCCCCACGGAUGCCUCUGUCUUGUUACCAGCGAGGGCUGCAGAGGCGGUGGUAGCUCCUUUUGGUCGGCAAGCUAGGUUAUGGGAAGAGCAGCAUGAGUGGCAAGCCAUUGUUUCAUGUGCCGCAAAGGUGUUUGGAUCAUGGGGCAUCAAACACACCAAGGAUAGUAGAGAUGCCCGCAGGAGGGGUAGUUACUCUAAUCUCCAGCUCCGUACUGUGGUACGCAACUUUGUGGACAAGGUUGAGUCGCUCUGUUCGCUGAGGUUGGGUGCAUCGAGGGAAAUGGCGGCGAAAGGGCGUCAGAAACGAACGAAGCGUCCAAAGAUGUCGGAGGGUGGCGAUGUAGCAGAAGAUGGAUUAACUCCUGACACGAUGCUGAACACGUUAUAUCGACUAGCAGUGCUAUUGCGUUUGCUAAGCUGCCUUUUUGAGAGAUGUGAGGGUCAGGUGGGGUCGGUAGCGGACUGCGAGCACUUAAAGGAGGUUGUACACUGUAUUUUAAGUGAAAUAGAGAGCCGUCGUUUUAUCGUAGUGGGUUUGGACGGCUCCUCGGAAGCGAUGGAAGGAUUGGCCGCGCUUGUCCUCGCAGCAUUCGGCCGUAACUGUGGUGGUAUUCGUGCUGGAGGUAGUCGUGUUGGUAGUGAAGUACACUGGCGCGCAUAUAAGGGUGAGUUCUCAGAAGCCCUGCUGUUACUCUGCUCAGCAUAUCUGAGGAUUGUUCCCGCCCGUGCUGUAGGAUUUGAACUGGAGUCUUCAGGAACGGGGAGUGAACCAACCAGUAUUUCAAACUCUGAGACCAUUUCUGUUGUUCGGGCGCUCCACCAAUGUUGGGAUCGCUGGAAGGCUACAAUCCACGUGCACGGUUCAGCUGCCGCGUUCUGGUGGUUGAGACUGGUUCCGCUCAUCCUCGAGGCGCUGUUAGACGCAACUGAAAAGAUGAGUAACAGUAGAGGCCACAAAGGUGACGCUGACAGUAGAGAAUCCCAGGUUAAGUUGUUGCAGUCGGAGUUGUUGGCGACGUUGUGUGGGAUGCUUUACUUUGAUGAAGAAAGAUACAAUGAGCGGAUGACAAUACUCUCAGCACGGCAGGCAGCAGAAGAAGCUAAGGUAGGACAAGUUGGUAACGGCGGCGACGGAGACAACCCCACCAACGCCACUCCCUCGGAGACCGAAGCUGACGAUGCCCACGGCCUCACGCGGCCGCGUGCUGGCCGCUCUAUGCUGAGGAAGGGCCAGGAGGGGGGUGUUUUGCUUCCAAGCUCUAGUGAGGCACUGCGGAAGUCGUCGCGAUUUUUGUCUAGAAGGACCGUAGGCGACAGUGGCGGUGGUGUUGGCGCUAAUACAAAUGCCGGCACCGCGUUGAUGGAUGUGGGGGUCAACAGUCCUUUGUUUGACCUGCUAGCCACAUCAGACGACGCUGUUUCAGAGCUGUCUUCUUUGUUCGCUAUCGAAAAAAUGGGCCGCAGUUGUACACUGGAGAAUCUGUGGUUGAUUUUAUUGGCUGCGCAUCGUCACUUGCGACCUUACAGAACUUCCUCAGCAGUGUGUACCCACGAGGGUGAUGGUGAACUUGGGAAGGAGGCAAAUAAUUUCUUUUCUGGUGACGAAGUUGUUGUGGAAGCGAAUGCGUCCAAUGGGAAAUCCCCCAUGACUCUUGCUGUCCCAGCCUUUGUGUUGGCUAGUAUACAGCAUCUUGCAACCACCCUCGCAUGUGCUGUCGUGAAUUUAUACGAUUUAUCCGACCCCUCGUUCCUUCGAGAUGAUAAUAUUCGACGCGCAGUUAGCAUCGCUAUCGUAGCCGGGACACAAGAAUUACUUUUAAGGAGCCGUUUUUAUUCCGAUGCGCUCCUAAGUAAUUGGUGGCUUCGAAGUGGGGUGUCAUCUGCGUUUGGGGAAGGACAAAAAUCAUUUGCUUCACUGGAAAACCAUAUGAUGGCUCUAGUUGCACAGCGCACUCGUUACCGUGGACGGCUGGGGUGGGUAAAAGAGUCCACUAGGGUUGCGCUGCAUUGUCUCUCUUCCAUGCCACUCUCUCCGCUGGCGAAGCAGUGGGCCGCUUCUCUCGUUGUGUGCAACUUGCGUGAUGUCACCUUUUUAUUACGCAACCAACGCGUUGGCAUCUCAUCAUCCACCGCAUUUGCUCUUGCCAAGGGCACGCUGACUGACAGUGCCGCUGCCGCGGACGUUGAUGGUUCGGAGCGCCUCUCGUUGGAUGGAUGGGCACGCGAAACAUUCACUACUCUUCUUGCCACACUGACAGCUGAUGUGGAGCUGGUGCUGUUGUGCGGGUAUGCGGGCUUUAUAGACACGUUGUUCGAGAUGCAUAUGCGAAUUGGCACAAAUCAGGAGGAGAUGAUGCGUUUUGGAGAUGAUGUGCUUCUGAACGUGAAUCUUGCGGCUGUCCUCGCGAGCCUGUCGAAGAGUGCCACCGAUUCUGAUGCCGAAACGCACGCAGCCACCUGUGAAUCUGCGCUUUUUGUACUUGCUGAGUUUUCGCGUUUUGCUUCGUGGCCCAACUUAGAUAAUUCAUCGGUGCUCCGAACGGACGGAAACAGCCUGCUUAUUCGCGUCGCAGUGUACUGUCUGCGGCAUGCGCGCCGUGCUGGGGGCAAGCGACCCAGCGGUUACGGGCUGCCUGCACCACACCUUCCAGAAGCAGGUGAAAUGGUUGAGAAGGUGCUUUCAACGUGUGGGCCAACGUUGUCUUUUCUUCUAGCGCGAGGUAACCGUUGCUCAUACCUUCAAGUUCUUGACUUGAGCAACCGGUUGCUACCCUUUUCCCGUGUGCAACCGCUAUACGGUGGGCGAGAGAGCAGCUGCGUUGCUGCACUUCAACACUAUCUGCGGGGUUCGCACCAUGCGUUGCUGUCGAUGCCAUCAUCAUCAACUCCUACUGGGCCUACAGUGGCUGCUAACAUUAGUGGGAGUGGGGCUGCCAGCCAAAAGCAGUUGUUAGAGGAAUCGUUGAAGCGGCUUAACUUUAUGGCAAAUACCACCAUCAGCACUCAUGUCCUUGGAUAUUUGGUUCGCUUCGUUGAGCACUACCUGCGCGAGCAAGAACGUUGUUCUCGUAGCACAAUGGAAGAUCUGCCCACUACUACCACUGGUUGCCACUCACCUUCUUUACACGGGGAUGAGAAUGUUGCGGCUGACAGAAGCAAGGAACAGAGGGAAAGUGCCAUGGUAACACUAGCACGUGUGGAGGCAGCUCCGCUUGUGUUGCUGGACUACAUGGGUUACCUCAGCUGUGCGGGUAGUUGGGCCAUGGUCAACUGGACUUUCAACCUCGCCGAGACAUCGCUAAAAAUCCAAAGAAAACACCAAAUAGCCACGACGACCUCGGUAGUGGACGUGGCCGUCGGGGCGAUUCUCUCCCAACUGCGUGCUGUUGUUAUGCCAGCGACCCCACAGAUUCCUAGCAAUAUGCCGAAAAGUUUGAUUUGCCUGUGCGACAUGAUAUCCGAGUCACCUGUGACACUGCUAGGUUUCGAUCGUGGGUCGCCACUGCAAGGAAUUCUGAAACAAACAUCUCGUGGGGAUUACCGUGCAAUGCUGUUUGCAAUGAAGCAAGCUGUGUUAUUGGUCCAGCGGGCCUCGGCAAAAUACCGCACCUCCGCACCGCAUUCACCCAACGAUGCGUCGGGAGGGGAGAAGAACGAUGAAGCAAGCGUUGGAGGCGAUGACCGUAGUGGGGCGGAGGUGAAGGCGUACUUUUCUAUGCCCGUUGGUGAAUGUUCACCCGACGACCAGAGGCAACUUCGUCUUUUUCUUGAAUGCUUGCUUAUGUGCUUUGAUGAUGUACUCGACGCCAUACGUUGGUGUGCUUUGCAACAAGACGUUCUCGACGACGAGUUGCGUGACGUGCUUCUUCUAGAGCUGCAAACAUUGAUUCGCAUCCUUCGGGGAUGCUUAAGGACUGUUUUGCUUCUUUCUCCCGAGCAAAAGCGGCGCUUUCAUGGUGAGUCUGCACAACUAUUGUGGGUUAGCUUGUGUGUUGCUUCCGCUAUUGGCAAGGUUGCGUCAGUAGAUUACGGACGAAUAUGCUUUUCUGGGACUGUUAUGCACUCUGUUGCAGCCCUUUUGGAUGGUGUUGAGCGGUUGGUGAAGGAACAUACUGUUUCCGGUGCGCACAAGAACAAACAGGCAAACAAGAAGGAACCUGCUGAUGUGGACAGAAGAAGUGGUGGGGCACCUCUGAUGGGGGCAAUAGAGUUAAGUCUUAACUUGUUUUUUUCAGAUGCACUGAUGUCACAUCGACUUGCCCUGCGGCUGGGGCUUGGGUUGCGUGAGCGAUCCGACUUUACAGCACUUGCCACAGCACUAAGGACUCUUGCAUCCGCAGCCGCACGAUAUGAACCGGCGGGACGGAUAGUACAGUUUGUCUGGCGGACGCUUUGUGAAGAGCUUGUGAAUACUGUGAAACCAGUUAAGCGGAAAGGAAGGGGCUCAAAGGCCACUAAGGAACCCUCGGCUGGUGUAAAGGUUCCAUCAAAGGACGAACUCAAACUAUUGUUAGAUUCCUUUAACGACCUUCAGAAUGAAGUUGCUGAGAGCGUUGCAUCGCGACAAUCGAAGGGGCGGGCCGCUGAAUACGUGGUGGAGUGGGCGUGUCCUGAUGCACAGGCUGUUCUCGAUAGUGUGGUGGAAGAUCCCAGUGUACUGCGUGGUGACCGUUGGCGGAAGAGGGAAACCAACAGCAGUGACCCAACCUCUCUUAGUGACAGUUGUGAAAAGGAGGAAGAAGAGCAGUCUCUAGCGGAUUGGAGUGCGACCAUACCUACCACUGCCGUCCCAGGUGCUGUGGCCGCGUUCAUGGAAAUGGACGCGGCCCUUUUACUGGAGGACGGUGGUAACGUAACUAAUGAAGAGGCACUGGAGGCGUUCUUACGCCAGUGUAGUCGUUUGCAUCUCUCAUCGACGGUGGUGGCAUCAAAUGAUUCAAACGUUGCGAUUCCACAGACGAACAAAGUCAUCCUAAUACACUUUGGUUGCGUGAUGGCUAUUGUGGAGCGCUGCACAUUGGCGGAGAUCGCGUCCUUUCCGCGGGGAGAGUUAGUUUUUGGUAGCCUUCAUCUCUUUUACCGCCCACAAACACCUGUACCACUGGAAAAACUUCAUAUGCUGUGGUUGAAACUUGGCGAACGGUGGAAUGAGGAGUUCAUUAUUCCUGACUGUAAGAUAUUUGAAAGGCAGCAGCAAGAGUUUUUACAGCUCGUGCGACAGCGUCGCGCUUUGUUUCAGCCUUCUGAACGAGGGAUGGAGGAUACCGCGGGCUCGCACCCAAAUGACCACGAGAAGGAGGGACUUCUCUUGCGAGAUAGUGUGAUAGCGCGGCUCGCACGGCAAAAUGUUCCGCCUCUUCCGUACGAUGUUGAAAUGUUGCCUCAUGAUGGAUUUAGCGCCCUCGACGGGGGCUUCACGGCGCUGUCUGGAUCGAGUCAGCAAUUUAAGGAUCGGUUACCCUUUCGCAUCCCGCUAGACGCACUCCUCACACUUCUACAUGACUUUUCCCGUGCACCCCGUGGAGAAACGCCGCUGGAAGAGUUUGCGAAAGGUGUCAUCACUUACGUUGCACGUCAGCACGUUCUGUUGAGGGAGCGCUGUGAUGGCCACGCAGUGAAUGUCCUGCAGUUUAUGCCUCAAGGGCAACAAUUUUCAUCACGUGUGUACCAGCGGAGGCGACUACCACUUGUGUGCGCUCACGCACCUUCAGUCACUGGCUGGUUCUUUGAUGAGGCAGAAGGGGAGGCUAUAAAAAGGUUGUUUGCGCAAGCUGCUGCUUCCGGCGGCUGCACAAGGGCCGACAAGACGGGUGCAGGGGGUGAAGACGCUGUGGGUAAUCUUGUCCGCUCAGCGGAGCAUGGAAUGUUUGAAUACUUGCGCGCUUUAUGUCUUUACUUACAUUUGUUGGCCCUCACAGCAAAUGUGUGCCACCACUUCCGCAUACUGGGAAGUAGCGGUGAGAUGAGCGAUGUCCACUCCGGAGUGGUGGUUGGAAGAAGUCACAACCGCUACGGUUUCGAGGAAGAAAACAAAGACAGUAUGGGCUGGCGUACGACCCGUGGAAAGGGUACGGGAAAUGAGCAGCAAGACGCGAAUGUGCGCCUAUCCGAGCGGCGAGUAAACGCUGAUGCCCGUCAGGCAGAUCCUGAGGGUGUCAAUGCAAAUCUUCUUGAAAACAUUUUACUGCACUUUAUGAACGUGUCAUUGGCUGUCAUAGGUCAUGCGGACUCUGUAACCCACCGAGCUGCGAGUAUCGCCGUAGCCCCCGGUUGUGAUGAGGAGCGCGCUCGUCGCGCAUUAUUCUAUGCAGAUGAGUUGCGGUUGAUGGUUGCUGUAGCCGUGCAGGACUCCCUUCGUGUGUUGCUGCGGGAAGCCCCGGUUAGUUUUUCCCUCGCACGGCGUGUUACCCACCGUAUCAUUUCAAGCUUCUCCUGUGAAGAGAUUCCGUUGACUCCACUUGAUGGUGACACAACAGGCGAGGGUUCCACCGCCGUUACAGGUGGAGCCUCAAAGGACCACAACAAUAGUGGUUUUGGAAGGCAUAUUGGGGAUGAAAAACAAGUGGGUGGUGCGCUAUCCGAACUCCCCCAAAUCGAUAGGGCAGAACUAACGAAGCUGCGCCUGAAGCGACCGGAGCUUCUGCUGCGGUCGCCUACGCUGCUUUGUAUAUUGUCGCCUUCUUUUUUCAAUGAGGUUCUCUCGCAACACGUACGCAACGCUAUCAGCCUCACCGUGACGCAGGUGGUAGCUUCGUUGCGCUUCUACCUGCGCGGACCUGAUGCACGUCUCGGGCCGUUGAUGUCGGCAACUGCAAGCAUACUUGCGAGUACCUACGUGCGAAACGCGGCAUUGCGUCUUUUCUGCGAAGAGCUUUGUGGCCAGAUCGUCGACCGUGACGAUUUCCGUGAUGCACUCGCUCCGCAGACUGUGGCUUCUGGACAACAGGGCGUUGUUGCGCCCGUUCCAAACGAGGUGCUCAUCCCCUUUCUUGCCGCCAUAGCGCGUGAGGAUGCGUGUGUGACAAAAAAUGCGUUGGCGCUGGUGCUCCACCGAGCCAUGAGCCUGCGCCCCGAUGUCUUUGGCCAGCCGCCCACGGAGGACCGCUUCUCACGGCUCGCCAUUGCCAGGCGAGGAAGUGGGAUUGCGACCCCAUCGAAGGUAGCGGGAGUUGGGUCCGAUGGGAUGGCGAGGGAUCGACUGAGUCUUGGAGUUUCUACGGCAGACGUUGUGUUGGAGAGGCCAGCUGGGGCAGGAACUUCUCCAACGAGAGCCGAAUGUGGAGAGGACAUCGCAGAGAUCGAUCUUCCCACGCCAGGCACCGAUGACGAGGAGUGGGAUGAAGUGACUGCGCUGAAUCGCUUCAAAGUUAAUCAGGCUGAGCAGGAAAUUACACGAACGCACAAACGCGCCCUUGCGUCACUCAACCUUACGCUUGCCGAGGUGAUGGAAACAGCAAUGCACUUUUCCACGAUGCGGCGCUUAACAUCGGAAGAACAUAAAAAGGCGACGGCAAUGAUACGAUCAGCGGAUGACGCAAGACACGAACGCGUUGCUGCUUUCCGCAGCGCCACCCCACCCGCUACAACGGGGUCGAUAACUGGGAAAAGUUCCAGUGCAUCUGUCCUCAAGGGUGACGGUGGUGAAGAAAGGAACAUUAAAAGCAGCGACGAUUCCCUUACCAUCGCGGGUCACCCUGAUGCUGCGUUGAACAUCGACGAACCAACAAACUUUGGCGUUGCGAUGCUCCACAUCAGCUUUGCACUUCGUAAAAUCAUCCACGUCUCCAUGCGCCGACUUGCCGCACAACAGGGACCGAAAACUCUUUGCAUGAUGGUGGAGAUGCUUCGGGAAGUGGAUCCUAAAUGGCACCAUGGUCCAAAUGAUGAACAUCGAAGGCAGCUGGAUAGUAUGCUCGUGGGCACGCUACGGGUACUUGUGGCCCGCGCACUUGUCUGCGCAGAUGCUGUGGGAGGAGCGGAUGACUUGAUGGCUGGUGGUGCCAGCGGUGUGGCAAUGAGCCUUGCGGGGUUACAGAGGACAGAACGGGCAUUGUACCUCGUACAGCACCUCAAGAAUGGCAACCGCGGGGGGAGCGCUGGGCCCAACGUGGCAAAGAGUAAAUGCACCAGUAGGGGCGUGAGCAGAGGUGCAAGUAGGGAUUUGAGGAGACAACGCCCGGGGUGCAUGGCGCCUGUGAGGUAG